Molecule: messenger RNA, 1434 nt
Organism: Nelumbo nucifera (sacred lotus)
Lineage: Eukaryota; Viridiplantae; Streptophyta; Magnoliopsida; Proteales; Nelumbonaceae
Product: integrin-linked protein kinase 1-like
Biological process (GO): protein phosphorylation
Molecular function (GO): protein binding; ATP binding; protein serine/threonine kinase activity
Source: RefSeq, a predicted model, not a curated record
AUGGACUUCGCUUCUCAAUUAAAGCGGGGUAUUUCCCGGCAGUUCUCGACGGGAUCGUUAAGGAAGAGUAGUGGAAGGUUUGUAUUCAGUCGGCAGGCUUCGUUAGACCCGAGACGCAACUCGUUCCGUUUCAGCUUUGGAAGGCAGUCAUCGCUGGAUCCAAAUCGUCGGAGUAUUGUUCUGGAUGAUCUGGCGGUGCCGGAACAUCUCGAUUCGACAAUGCGGUUACUGUUCAUGGCGUGCAGCGGGGAUGCGAAGGGAGUGGAAGAUUUGCUGAAUGAGGGCAUCGAUGUGAAUAGCAUCGAUUUGGAUGGCCGGACUGCUUUGCACAUUGCUGCUUGCGAGGGGCACGUUGAAGUCGUGAAGCUUCUGCUCACCCGGAAGGCCAACAUUGAUGCCCGUGAUCGGUGGGGAAGUACGGCAGCUGCUGAUGCUAAGUACUAUGGAAAUGUUGAAAUUUACAAUAUCUUGAGGGCUAGAGGAGCCAAAGUUCCAAAAACUAGGCGGACACCAAUGACAGUAUCAAACCCUCGAGAAAUUCCAGAAUAUGAACUUAAUCCAAUGGAACUUCAGGUUCGCAAGGGUGAUGUUAUUUCAAUGGGUACUUACCAAGUGGCUAAAUGGAAUGGGACAAAGGUUUCUGUAAAGAUACUUGAUAAGGAGUGCUAUUCGGACCCUGAGAGCAUAAAUGCUUUCAAGCAUGAAUUAACGUUGUUAGAAAAAGUUCGACAUCCUAAUGUGGUUCAGUUUGUUGGAGCUGUAACUCAGAAUAUACCAAUGAUGAUUGUGUCAGAGUACCAUCCAAAAGGUGACCUUGGAAGUUAUCUUCAAAAGAAAGGGCGUUUAUCACUCUCUAAGGUUCUGAGAUUUGCUCUUGAUAUUGCCAGGGGCAUGAACUAUCUUCAUGAAUGCAAGCCAGAGCCAAUUAUUCAUUGUGAUUUAAAGCCAAAAAAUAUUUUGCUGGAUGAUGGAGGCAACUUAAAGGUAACGGGAUUUGGAUUGAUAAAGUUGUCAAAACUUUCACCCGACAAAGCAAAAUUGGCACAACCAGGCGCUCAUAUUGACCCUUCAAGUCUAUAUUUGGCACCCGAGGUCUAUAAAGAUGAAAUAUUUGACAGAAGUGUUGACACCUUCUCCUUUGGCCUUAUUCUUUGUGAGAUGAUUGAAGGAGUGCCGCCUUUCCACCCCAAAUCAACAGAAGAUGCUGUUAAAAUGAUUUGUUUAGAAGGAAAGAGACCAUCAUUAAAGACCAAAUCAAGAAGUUACCCCCAGGAGCUAAAGGAGCUGAUUGAAGAAUGUUGGAACCAAGAACCUAUGGUAAGACCAACAUUUUCUGAGAUUAUUGUUCGUCUGGACAAAAUAAUUGCACAUGGCUCCAAACAAGGAUGGUGGAAAGACACUUUUAAGCUUCCAUGGUAUGCCUAUAUCAAAUAA